GACAGCAACUCCAUGCUCCAAUGACUAGGAACCCUUCGGUUUAAACAAAAAUCAGUGGAGGAUUUUUACAGCAGUUAGAAUAAUCUGACACUUCAGUUUGAAGAAGAUUAGAUAUUUCUUAGCACCAUCGUACACUUUUUAUAUUUUAUGCGAUGAUUUAUUCCAAAUGGAUUUGUGGUGGAUAUGAGACUAUCAAGCACUUCUCGGGAGUUACCUUUAACAUCUCAAGAUCAAUGAUGAAGGCACAUUUCUAGACUGAACAUAUCUUUUCACAUCAGGACUGCGGAAAAACAGGACAUCUUGUUUGCAGCACAGAGUUGAAGAAAGAUAUGAAGACAUCUUCUGCUUCUAACAUUAGCAAUGACAUCUUUGCAGAUUAUGCCAACCAGACAAAAACGACAGCAUUUUCCCAGCCUGGCUGGCAAAUAGCAAUUUGGGCCAUCACCUAUUUAUCCAUGGUGAUUGUUUCCGUUGUGGGCAAUGGCACCGUCAUUUGGAUUAUCUUGUCUCAUCGACGGAUGAGGACCGUUACCAAUUAUUUCAUUGUUAAUUUGGCUCUCUCCGACCUACUCAUGACAGCUUUGAACACCGUUUUCAAUUUUAUUUAUGCUAGCCACAAUGUCUGGUAUUUUGGCAAAGGAUUCUGUCAAUUUAUUAACUUUGUUCCUAUUACUGCCGUGUUUGUGAGCAUUUACUCUAUGACUGCUGUUGCGGUGGAAAGGUACAUGGCUAUAAUUUACCCCUUCAAGCGAAAACUGUCUGCUGGGAACACCAAAGUGAUCAUAGGAAUCAUAUGGCUGGUGGCUUGUGGACUUGCCUUUCCCCAGUUCUUUUAUGCCCAAAUAUUCAUUGAUGAAGGAACACCCAAAUGUAUCAUUAUCUGGCCAGGUGACAGCGAACGCAGAAGACUCACAUAUCACAUUUCAGUCAUUGUCUUGGUUUACCUGCUACCCCUCACAGUGAUGUUUAUUGCGUACCGUGCAAUAGGACUGACUCUGUGGAACAAUGCUGUCCCUGGAGAUCAUGCCAACGUUGUCUACUACCAUCAUCAGAUCACUGCCAAAAAAAAGUUUGUCAGGACCAUGGUUGCUGUUGUGAUCACAUUUGCCAUCUGUUGGUUUCCUUAUCAUUUCUACUUCAUUUUGGGAAGCAUCUGGAAAGAACUUAAUGAGAAGAAAUACAUUCAGCAAGUGUACUUGGCAGUGUUUUUCCUUGCCAUGAGCUCUGCAAUGUAUAGUCCAAUCAUAUAUUGCUGCCUUAAUCAAAGAUUCCGUUCUGGUUUCAGGGUGGCUUUUCAAUGUUGCCCGUGCAUCAAUGCAACGGAAAGAGAUAAACGUAACCUGACAUAUCCAUCACCUUUACAGAAGAUCCAGAGAGACCAGACCUCCAACCUCCAAACAAGCACAGGAACACAGCUACCUAGCGACAAGAUAUCAUUCAGUAAUGUGCAUUUGGAGCGCUGAACCAGAGCUCGGAAAGCUGACACUUUGAAUGGCAUCAUGGAUGCCCAUGUUUCCUGAGGACACCUGGCAGUUGUACCCCCUAAAAGUAAUUUCCCCAAGCUCUUUCCCAUAUGUGCAACGGGACAUCCAGCUAUCCCCCUCCUGCUGUCUUUUCACCAUCAGACUAAGACCUUUCUACUUUGGCAGAGCUUUGAACUUUAAUGCAAGGCAUUUGAAAGUGGUGUGCUGUGUUUUUAUCUUAUGCAUUUGUUAUUUCAGUUAUGCUUUAAAACUCUUUUAAUGUGAUUUAACCAUGUGUGUUUUUAUACAAUUGUCAUUUAAUUUUUGUACCUUUGUACAAUAAGUUUUAAACUAAACUUUGAUGUUAGAUUUUGUGAGCUCUUUGUCAGAGGAACGGCUCGGUAUAAAUCCCAGGCCAAAAGAAAGGUAGAAUAUAAAAACAUUAACAUGAAAGGAAAAUGUGCUGAUACGGUUGUACCAGGAACUCCAACUUUAUUUUCUUUGUAUUAAAUGUUUGUUUGCAGUCCUAGGUUUCAGGGACUCUGCAGAUAGGUGGCCUCCUUUGGUUGCAGUCAUAGGGCAAGUCACCUGUCCAUCAUCGUUAAGUUUUGGUUCCGCCCCUUGCUCAGGGCAAUUGGGAAGGGAAG
Messenger RNA from Anolis sagrei ordinatus, 2110 nucleotides. It is a transcript of the gene TACR2, whose product is annotated as tachykinin receptor 2. The record is from RefSeq and is a predicted model, not a curated record. Gene Ontology annotation, molecular function: substance K receptor activity. Gene Ontology annotation, cellular component: sperm midpiece; plasma membrane. NCBI's taxonomy places the organism in Eukaryota, Metazoa, Chordata, Lepidosauria, Squamata, Anolidae. Gene Ontology annotation, biological process: positive regulation of flagellated sperm motility; G protein-coupled receptor signaling pathway.